AUGUUUGCUCAACCAAUUGCCGCUAUUAGUCCAAUGAAUAGUUGGAAUACAGAUUAUCGAACUAUAACUUAUGGUAAUUAUGGUUAUGGAAUCUAUACACAAGAUGUUGAACUUUAUCGGAAUCCAUAUACAGGACGAGUUAAUGUUGAACGUGAAGUUGAUUUUACUCCAAUAGUUAACUCAACAACAAUAGCAACAUGUAAUUUCAAUGCAUGUAAUUCUCAACGAAUUGCAUGUUCAUCAAAUGUUGACUGCGAUUGUUUUUCAUUAUCAUCCAACUCGAAUAUAGGAAUAUGUGCUGUAGCUACUCUCUCUUGUACAAGUGUUGUACGAUGUAAUAUGGAUAAUGUAACUUGUUCAAUCGACAGUACAAUCUGUGUGAAUAGUACACGAUGUGGUCAACCAAUAUGCUAUCCAUUAGCUAUGGCAAAUAAACAAAUUUGUCCACCAAAGACUGUUACGACUACAACUACAACAUUACGAACAACAACUAUAGUACAUACAACAAGCACAACUAAAUCUACAACAAAGAUUACAACAACAACUCAAAAGAGUACGACUACCACUAAAAAAUUGACAACAACAACUACUAAGAAGUCUACAACUACUACUAAAAUAUCGACAACAGCAUCGACAUCAACAGGUAAAACAUGCAGUAUGCAGGCCUCGAAAUCGGGCCAUGUUUUGCUGGCCCGGCCCGGCCUACAUCGGACUUUGAAUAUUGUAACUCCACCCGACCCAUCUUGA
This is a messenger RNA of Adineta steineri, 747 nucleotides long. Lineage: Eukaryota; Metazoa; Rotifera; Eurotatoria; Adinetida; Adinetidae. The record is from the annotation of a GenBank genome assembly.